Molecule: messenger RNA, 1033 nt
Organism: Impatiens glandulifera
Lineage: Eukaryota; Viridiplantae; Streptophyta; Magnoliopsida; Ericales; Balsaminaceae
Product: endonuclease 4-like
Exons: 9
Coding region: 22-948 (308 amino acids)
Biological process (GO): DNA catabolic process
Molecular function (GO): endonuclease activity; nucleic acid binding
Source: RefSeq, a predicted model, not a curated record
CUUCCUCGGAUUAUCUUAAAAAUGGGUAAGUUUGAGUUCUUGUGGGCUGGACGAGUGAUUCUUCUUCUUCUUCUUCUUCAGCUGAUUCCAGGGAUUCUGGGUUGGGGAAAAGAGGGGCAUUACGCUACCUGCAAGAUUGCUGAGGCCUAUCUUACUUCAGAUGCAUCAGCUGUUGUGAAAUCAUUACUUCCUAGCGUAGCCAAAGGAAAUUUAUCCAAUAUCUGUUCAUGGCCUGAUGAAAUCAGGUUAAAUUACCGCUGGAGUUCAUCUCUUCACUUCUGCAGCACUCCUGAUUUCAGAUGUAACUAUGAUUUCAAAAGAGACUGCCAUGACACUAAAGGACAGGAAAAUAGAUGUGUUACAGCAGCCAUAUAUAACUACACAAUGCAGCUUAUGACUUACAAUGACUCUUAUUCCUCAAAGAGAUAUAAUCUAACAGAGGCAUUGAUUUUCUUAGCUCAUUUCAUGGGAGAUGUUCAUCAGCCUCUACAUGUUGGUUUCCUUGGCGAUCGAGGAGGAAACACAAUCAAUGUACAUUGGUAUAAGACACAUUGGUAUCAGAUGAAAUAUAAAUUGCAUUAUAUAUGGGAUAAUCUAUUCAUAGAGUCUGCAAUGAAGAAACUCUAUUCAAAUGAUCUUGGUGUCAUGAUCAAGUCAAUUCAAAAGAACAUUACUGAUGAAUGUUCCAAUGAUUUAGGAAAGUGGGGAGUUUGUGCGACGAUUGAGGUUAUUUGUCCAGGCUCGUAUGCAUCAGAGAGUAUUAGAUUCGCUUGCAAAUAUGCCUACAUAAAUGCCAUGCCAGGAGCCACCCUAAAUGACGAUUACUUCUAUUCGCGGCUGCCUGUUGUGGAGAUGAGGCUCGCUCAAGGUGGGGUUCGGCUCGCAGCUGUUCUGAACGGCAUCUUCGGCUCAAAAUCAUUGUUUUGCAACAUUGAGAUUACUUCUUAAUUCAAGUUUAACCAUUAUUAUUUUGUAUAUGCAAAUUAUAAUGAUUCGGAUUAUAUGCUGAAUAAAUCAAAUAAAAAUAUGUAAA